AUGACAAUCCCAGGUCUUUGGGAGAAGUUUGCUGACUAUGGAAUUGAGGAUCAACGUCUCCCCAUAAGGGUCUAUGCGCGGCAAUUUUACAAAAAGAAAGCAAGACAUUUACGAGUGGGAAUUGAUGUUUACCAGUGGAUUUUCGAACUUACCCAGGUACCUUCACAAUAUAAAGGAGAUGUAGCCAGCAUUGGUGACGAGAAAGUGAUUUUAAAUUUCUCUUCUCGUAUCAGGGAGCUCAUAAAGCUGCAUAUCUCUUUUGUCUUUGUUUUUGACGGCCGUUAUAAGACACACAAAAGAAGAUGGGGAGACGUUCUCUACACUGACGAUGACUAUUAUGCUGAAUACCUUGUAACAAACGAACAGAUCCGCCAAAGCGGCCUAUACGAGGAGCCAGGGGCAAAGAUUGUCUACUUGAUCAAGAAGCUAUUAAAACUAUGGAAUAUUGGUUACGUGCAGGCUCCAGGGGAAGCUGAAAUUGAACUUGCGCGAUUGAAUGACUGUGGUGUGAUUGAUGCAAUUAUUAGCAAUGAUGCCGAUGGGUUUGUGUAUGGAGCACAGACAAUUCUCAAAAAUUUCAGCCGCUGGGUUGCAGAUGCUCCUGCUACGCAGGCAAAUAUGGAACGACAAGAACCGGAGUUCUAUGUGACCCCAUACCGAAUGUCGAAAAUCGAGGAGGUACUCGGGCUUGACAGGGAUCGAAUGGUGUUUCUAACGUGCAUCAAUGGCAGCGAUUUCAGUCAAGGAGUCAGCGGAUUAGGAAUUACGCGUUGUAUUGCGCUGGCGCAAGUAGGGAGCAAGAUAGAGAGCGAAUUUGAUUUCGCUAAGGAAUUAAAGCAAAUAUACGUUGCCGAAGGAAGACAAAGACUACUAGGUCUGGUGCCCUUUGGCAAGAACGAGAGAGACAAAAAGCUAAGCAACUUGAAUGUGUUGCUACAGGAAUCGCUCGCACAAAACAGCAAGACCUAUUUUGGAAGGAACUUCAAUGGGACGGUGUCUUUUCCUUCAGACUACUACUUUAUGAUCCAUUUCUUUCCAUACUUAUGUCCUGAAAUCUACGCCUUCAAGAGAUACGAGACUAAUUGCGUUGAUUCAAGCCCCUCGUCAAUAAGGCUGUCCACAUUGCCACAACCGAACUCCGUGAAAUUCUGCGAUGAAGAAAUCAGACUCAAGCGUCGUGGCUCACUUUGGACUACUGUCAACGAUAGCGGUCCAGCAGAAGAUGUUCCUCACGGCAAUGAGAGCACCAUUGCGUGGUUUGAAAAGCCCAAUUUUCGUGAAAUGUGCGAUCUCCGGCUUCCUUUGCAACGUAGCACAAGAGAUUUUUUGGUGGAGCAUUUAGCUGAAUGCUAUAUGCUUAGAGUGAUCUACAAUUUGGACUAUUUUAAGAAUGCCGAGAUCUUCGUCAACUUGUACAAGGAAGCCCAGUUUCCCUUGAAGAGGCGUGCAGAUGAGUACUACGUUCCUAUCUGGUCAGAGGAGCAAUAUCAGGUGAAAUACAAUCGUGAACUAGUGUUUGGACAAUUUUUAAAGGAAGGAGAUCUUUAUGAUGAAAACUAUCGGCUCAUAGACCACUCUGAUCAAAAGCUAGACUCUACAUGGGUUCCGAAAUAUUUGCUCGAGCUUUCAUCUCAUGGACGGAGAUUGAUCGAGCAAUACGAAAUCAAAGCUGCGGAGAAAAAAUCGCCACGCAAGUCGCCCCGCAAAUCACCCAAGAAAUCCCCGAAACGGCAGCUGUCUACUCUUGAUAAUCUUUUAAGAUCGCCCAUAAAGCGCAAGCUCGAUCCAGGCAAAGAGAGAAGUCAAAGCUCUUCUCCACUCAAAAGCAGACCAAAUCUCUCUUACGAGUCUCCUGAUGAAGAGUUGGAUAUUCUGGAGUCUCCAACCAAAAGACGCAAUCGACUUGACGUUGACGUAAGCGGGCUCCGAACGUCUCUGUUCAAGAGUCCAGAUACCAAACAGAACGCUCCCACGAUCGAUCUAACAACCCCACCCAAGGAAGUCAACGAGAACACCGGAAAGAAAACGCAGGAUACUUCAAUUCUCUUUCUUGACACAUCAGAUGAAGAAGCAGACAAGUUGGAAAAGGAUAUCGAAACGUUUUUCAAGAGGUAA
Ogataea angusta is the source of this 2115-nucleotide messenger RNA. RefSeq lists its product as uncharacterized. NCBI's taxonomy places the organism in Eukaryota, Fungi, Ascomycota, Pichiomycetes, Pichiales, Pichiaceae. Gene Ontology annotation, molecular function: 5'-flap endonuclease activity. Bases 1 to 2115 code for a protein of 704 amino acids. The transcript has a single exon. The record is from RefSeq and is a predicted model, not a curated record.